Messenger RNA from Syngnathus acus (greater pipefish), 1673 nucleotides. RefSeq lists its product as uncharacterized. Bases 582 to 1211 code for a protein of 209 amino acids. Lineage: Eukaryota; Metazoa; Chordata; Actinopteri; Syngnathiformes; Syngnathidae. The transcript has 4 exons. The record is from RefSeq and is a predicted model, not a curated record.
UUCUUUCUUGCUUUCUUUCUUGCUUUCUUUCAUUCAUUCAUUCAUUCAUUCAUUCAGCAACAACAAAUCUAAUUUUCUUCCCAUUCCCAGUGAGCAUGCCAUCCAAAUUACCUCAAGGCUGUUAUUUUAAGCAACAACUAAUACACUGGUGAUGAUAACUGUAGAGUUGAUUAAUUGAUCAUUUAAAAAAUCUCACUGGGAAUUAUUAACUUGGAAUUGCCUGUUGUAGCUCAGACACAUUGUAACUAUUUAAUUGAGAUGAUAGCCUUUUUAUGAGCAGCCAAUGGAAAAUCAUUCAUUGGCAAUAAACUGGCUAAUUUAAACAAAUUGUUUCAUCAGCAUUUCAUUUUGACGGUUUAAUUUGGCCUUCUAAAUGAGAAUGUUGUGACUUUAUAAAACAUUGGCAUUGCAUCAAGUAUGACAUUAUAUAGAUAACAAAAUGAUGUUGCAGUGUUUAAAAAGAUGCAAAGGUCAAGUGGGUGUAAUUAUUGUUGGAACUUUGGACUGUUUUGUACUGGGGCUGACGUGAAGGCACAUUUUCUCUUGCACUUUCAAGACUCCACACAAACAGGAAGCACACCAUGUUCAGGAUUACUCUUUUUGUCACCCUGAUAUUUGGCAUUGCAGCCAAGCCAUAUAAGCCAUGGAAUAAAUUUAGCAACAAAGCCUUCCAGGACACCAUGUCAGAAUAUGGAAAAUUGCCUUUAGAUGUGGAAGUGGAGCCUCCAGAGGACAUGGAUGAAACUGACUAUGAUAUUGACCCGAAAAUGAAGAUCUGGAAUAAUGUGGACGCCACAGGGACAGAAAAACAGCUUGCUGUGGCAGAAGUGGAUUUAGAUGAUGUUCAUCAUCCUUCUUUGAAGACAUUUCCAGCUGAAUAUGAAGAGGUUUUCAGUGAAGAGUCUGAGCAGGACCGAGAUGCCGUCUACCAUGAAGCCAGAGCGCAACUAGAUGAAUAUCUUGCCCCGCUCACUGCUGAAUACAGAAUGGCCCGACUUGAACAACCCCAACCAGACAUGACUGAAGCACUUGAUCGAGUGAGACGUCAUCUGGAGCCCGAGGUGGACGUGGAUGACUUGUACCAUUCUGACCUGCAAAACUGGAUGUCAAGUUACCUUGACAAUGACAACGCUGCUGCUCCUCUAGAUUGGCAGUUGGAAAGAAAUUACGACCAACCAGAGGAAGAUCUCGAUCAUCUCUACCACCUUUGACAUGUGGAAAUGCAUGCUUUGAUGUCCAGCACGGAAUAUCUUUUAAUUCUGAAGAUGUAUGGUGUAAGUUGUUCGAAGGAGCAACAGAGUUAUAAUAAUAAAAUUUGUACCGGCUUUGUGCUAUGUUUGUAAAUUGAGGACGACUUGUGAUUGUUUUGACUGAAAAUUGUAUUAUGAUUAAGCUUCAAAAAAAUAUUCUUUAGGGUUUAAUCAACAUGUCUUAAAUUCACAGGUAAACGGAAUAAUCAAAAUAUAUGCAACUUAAUCUAUGAUUGGGAGGAAAAGAUUAUUUGUGUCAUGAUUGGUAUGUUAUGAAUCCCAUGACCACAGUUGCUGCUGCUUGUUGUUGUUGCCCCCCAGGGCAUAACUCGAAGCAGAGACGAGUGGCAAUAUUCCGACAGUCGCUGCAGCCAAGAAUGUGAGAUACUGAAAAUAAAUGUCAAUUAAAUGACCUCCACAUCC